Molecule: messenger RNA, 1878 nt
Organism: Pedinophyceae sp. YPF-701
Lineage: Eukaryota; Viridiplantae; Chlorophyta; Pedinophyceae
Source: the annotation of a GenBank genome assembly
AUGAACGCCGUCCGUCACGCGGUCCCGGCGCUGUCCGCGGCGCCGCGGCUGCACCGCAGGAACGCGCCUGCUCCUGCGCCCGCACACCGCGCGCUGCGCCCCCUCGGGCCCAAGGGCCUGCGCACGGAGACCGCGCCGCGCCGCGUCGGGCGCAGCUACCGUCCGUCGUCGUCGACGCCCGGGCCCGUCGGCUCCGCUGACGACGUCGCUGCAACCGCCCAGCUCCCCGCGGCACCCAAGGAGAAGUUCGAGCUCAUCAACGGCAUCAGCGACAUGAAGAGCGUCCAGGACGAGGUGUUCGCCGGCCUCACGACCGCCGUCGUCGCGCUCCCCCUCGCGCUCGCCUUCGGCGUCGCGUCCGGCGCCGGCGCCCUCGCCGGCCUCUACGGCGCGAUCUUCGUCGGAUUCUUCGCAGCGCUCCUUGGGGGGACGCCGUCGCAGGUGUCCGGCCCGACGGGCCCGAUGACCGUCAUCAUGGCCAGCAUCAUCGCGGCGAACUCCGGGAGCACCGCCACGGCCUUCACCGUCGUCGCGCUCGCGGGAGUGCUCCAGGUGGUCUUUGGCGCUCUGCGCUUGGGGGGUCUCAUCUUCCUGGUCCCCAAGUCGGUGACGUCCGGGUUCAUGACCGGCAUCGGCAGCAUCAUCAUCUCGCUGCAGAGCGCAGUCAUCCUGGGCAGCGCGGCGAAGGGCAACGUCCCCGCCGCGCUCGCGUCGCUCCCCACGGCGAUCAAGAACGUGAACCCGUCCGCGGCGGCCCUCGGCGCUCUGUCGCUGGCGUGCUGCCUGUACUGGCCUGCGAAGCUCCGGAAGUUCGUCCCGGGCCCGCUCGCCGCGCUCAUCAUCACGACCACGCUCUCCGCGACCGGCGUCCUCGCCGGCGCCCCGACCCUCGGCGCCCUCCCCUCGGGCCUGCCCUCGGUGUCCAUGCCGGUGUUCUCCCUCGCCGUGCUCGCGCCGGCCGUGACGCUCGCGAUCCUCGGCACGAUCGACUCGCUCCUGACCUCCCUCGUCGCGGACUCCAUCACCGGGACGUACCACAAGCCCAACCGCGAGCUCAUCGGGCAGGGUGUGGGCAACUUCGUGGCCGGGCUCUUCGGCGGCGUGGCGGGCGCGGGCGCCACGAUGCGCACGGUCGUGAACGUGCGCGCGGGCGGCCGCACGCCCAUCUCCGGCGCCAUGCACUCGGUGUUCCUGCUCGGGAUCGUCCUCUGCUUCUCGCAGCAGGCCGGCGCCAUCCCGCACGCGGCGCUCGCGGGCAUUCUGAUCAAGACGGGCCUCGACGUGAUCGACUGGACCUUCCUGAAGCGCUGGCAGCGGCUGACGUUCGAGGCCGUGGCCGCGUUCGCCACCACGGUGCUGCUGACCGUGUUUGUCGACCUGAUCCAGGCUGUGGUGGCCGGCACGGCGCUGACGAUGCUGCUCGGCAUCGCGUCGUCGCAGAAGCGCCAGGUGAACAGCGUGCGCGUGCUCACGGGCAAGAGCGUGUCGAUGGCCGACAUUGACAACGGGCGCUGCCCGCUCCGCGUUGCCGAGCGCCUGGGCGCCGAGAAGGGCCUCGCGGUGUACUCGCUGCGCGGCGACCUGGACUAUGCCGGAGCCACGCCGAUCGUCCGCUCGAUCCUGCCGGACCUGGAGUCGCGCAAGGGUGCGGUCCUGGACCUGUCGAAGGUCGAGUCCAUCGACUCGAGCGUCGCCCUCGCCGUCGAGGAGCUCGUGUCGCGCGCGCACAAGUCCAACGUCGCGCUGGGCAUCGCCGGGGCCGCGGGGCAGCCCAAGGAGGUGCUCUCGAAGCUCGGCGUGACGUCGUUCGAGGGCGCCGGGAUCGACAUGCGCCUCGAAGAGUGCGUCGACAGGGUGUUCCAGGGGUGCCGCGCCUGA